AUGCCAAAUCCGACGGGCCCAGCUGAUGGACAGCUACCUAUCUGCGGGAUCUCGCAGAAGUGCAUGACUAAGAAGCCACAGGGUGAGGCGUCCUGUAGUACCGGCGAUCUCGACUGCAUCUGCAAAGCCAGCAGCUCGCUCGAAAACAAUACCGAGUUCGACCAGCAAUGCGUGCUUGAUGCCUGUUAUGGAGACAUCGGAAGGGAAGAAUUCCUCGACAGCCUCUUCUAUCACUGCAAGAAGGUUAACAAGGAACUUGUGGAUAUUCCCAAACGCUGGGAACCGUACCUCCCAGUUACCUUCCCUUCUGCAACGCCUGCCGCAGCCCCACCUGUCGACCCCAAAGAACCUGCCUCUGCCUCCCGCAAGCUGAGCGGUGGAGCCAUCGGAGGUAUCGUCGCCGCAGCCGCUCUCAUCCUUCUCAUCGUCCUCGGUCUAGUAAAACUUUGGUGGGACACCAAGAAGAAGGCCAACACGCUCCGUAAGGACAACGCCAAGUUGCAAGACGCCACAAAUCCAGAAGGCAUGUCGAUGAGGAUCAAUACCUUGAUCAGCGACUCAUCGGUACCUGAGUUUGCAUCUCGUCGGGACAUUAUCAGUGCAAAUCGUGGCCCAGAAGUUUCAAUGUGCGACGCGUCGACUUAUAACGACGCUACACUUAUCGGUUCCCCACGAAGCACGGCUGUACACCCCGUUCUCGGCAACAGCGUCGCAAACCGCGAGUAUAAAGAGUACGGGGCAAACACCGAGGACUACGCCAUGUCGGAGUACGACGACAAGUACACUGGACACGGACGGCAGUAUAGCAGGCAGUAUAGCAGCUAUGAACUUGCCAACAACGAGCUUCGGGAUAGACAACCUGGACAGGACUCGCGCAAUUCUGACGACGACUCAAUGAGCCGCUACAGUGGUCGAGCACAUAGCUACGGCGAUGAUACGGUGGACUUGCAACAGCGGCGAGAGCAAGAGGCAAGGAGCGAAUGGGGUAUGGCGCAGCAGCGUGAGUGGAGAGAAGAGCGGGAGCAAGAUCAGAUUCGGAGGAGUGUACGCUGA
Alternaria atra is the source of this 1053-nucleotide messenger RNA. RefSeq lists its product as uncharacterized. The record is from RefSeq and is a predicted model, not a curated record. The transcript is spliced from 3 exons. NCBI's taxonomy places the organism in Eukaryota, Fungi, Ascomycota, Dothideomycetes, Pleosporales, Pleosporaceae. The coding region runs from base 1 to 1053 and encodes 350 amino acids.